AUGAAUAUUUCAUUUAAUGAUUUGAAAUUUAUUUAGCAGAUAGGCUAGACCCUUAAUUUAGAGGAAAGGUACUAAAUUUAUUAUAAAAACAGAAUGAGAUUAUAAUUAGCAAUACUUAAAAUUCAAGAACAUUAUGUUUUUGAUGAAGUUUUAUUUUGGGGAAGAGUGGAAGGAAUAGAAAAAGAUUAUUACAUAGCUCUUGGAAUUCAAUAUAGAGGAUAGUAUGAAUUUCCAUUAAAGAAAUUUUUUUGGAGGUAAAAAUUAGAAAAGAUUAAUUAAUAAGUUCUAAUAAUUAUCAUUUUGCUGAAUUACCUAAAUAUAAUGAAGAAUUUGCCCAAAGAGCUGAAACAUUGAGAGAGUCAUUUACUGGAUAACAUGAACAUAUAGUCUUUAGAACAGAUGAAGAAAUUAAUUUUGAAGACUCUCUUGAAAUCCCAUCGUAACUGCCAGCUAAAAAUUUCUCAGAAUUAGAAAGAUUAUCAUAUGUAGUGUAAUCAAUUGAAUUUCAAUGUGCCUCAAUUCCAGUUGGAUCAUAUAGAUUAACCCCAACUCAUGAAUUAAUAAAAACUUCAUUUAAAGGAGUCACUGCAGAAUUGAAGAAUUAUUAACACUUUAGAUCACCAAUAAGGAAGGAUAAGCAAGAUCUGAUAGGUUUUAAAUAUUGAUUUAUCAAUAGCUCGAGAUGAAGCACUCUACAGACCUGAUUUUUUAGAUUCUUUAGUUGACGAUAGCCCAAAUAAUUAAUGGUCAGUUUAGACAGAUUCAACUAAAAGAAAUGUAAUAUGCAAUUUAAAUACAUCAUUUAGAUUACAAUUAGAAAUUUAAUAUGGCCUGGAUUUUUAAGUUAUAAUAAUGACUAUACAUUUGGAUAUGCUUAUUUUGGGGAUGGAGUUAAAAAUUCAGAUUUUGAAUUUUUAUUAUGA
Molecule: messenger RNA, 923 nt
Organism: Paramecium sonneborni
Lineage: Eukaryota; Ciliophora; Oligohymenophorea; Peniculida; Parameciidae
Source: the annotation of a GenBank genome assembly